Molecule: messenger RNA, 675 nt
Organism: Anisakis simplex (herring worm)
Lineage: Eukaryota; Metazoa; Nematoda; Chromadorea; Rhabditida; Anisakidae
Source: the annotation of a GenBank genome assembly
AUGAUUUGGAAUAAAACAACAAACGAAGAUAAACGAAAGGAGCACCAAAAAGAGUUGGCAAAGCGUCUCAACGAGACUGCCAAAGAACGUCUCGCCGAACAAACCGGAAAAAAAGAUACGAAAACGGUGAAAAAAUCGAACGUUUCCUACAAAAGCUACGAGAAAUUCCCGAAAGAGCCAGAAGUGGACAAGUUGAACAUAUAUGUGGAUCGUCGGCAUGACUCGAUAAUAUUGCCUGUGUUCGGUGUGCCCGUGCCGUUUCACAUCUCGAUGAUCAAGAAUACGAGUCAGUCGAUUGAAGGCGACUUCACCUAUUUGCGUAUCAAUUUCAUGCAUCCUGGCUCGCAGAUAGGCAAGGAUAGUCAACAGUUCCCGCAUCCGUUAUCGACUUAUGUGAAGGAAUUAACCUACCGAAGUAGCAAUAUAAAAGAACCCGGAGAGAUCAAUGCGCCGAGUAAUAAUUUGAGUACGGCGUUUCGAUUGAUCAAAGAGAUGCAAAAGAAAUUCAGAACGCAGGAAGCAGAAGAGCGAGAGAAGGAAGGCGCAAUCAAACAGGAUAAAUUGAUUCUGUCGACAGCAAAGGGAAAUCCAAAACUGAAGGAUUUGUUUGUGAGGCCGAAUAUCAUCGCGAAACGAGUGAGUGGCUCGUUGGAAGCACAUGCUAAUGGUGAGUAA